AUGGCAGCUGCAGAAGCGGUCGUGCAAAAUGACGAGCGCUUGGCCGCGAGAAGAGCCAAGCUAGCCGCAGCUCAAGCAAAGAGGAGCGCCAAUGCCAUCGAGCAAGGUGGCGUGUGGGUGGAAAAGUAUCGACCCAAACGCUACACCGAACUGCUUGGCGAUGAUCGCACCCAUCGCGACGUCAUGUCUUGGCUCAAAUCCUGGGAUGCUUGCGUGUACAAACGCAAAGCCAAGAAGCACGCGCGCGAUGAGAUUCAUACUGGUGCGAGCAGCUAUGGAUCAGGAUACCACGCUCGAAGAACCGAAGCGUACAGCGAUGCGUGGAACAGACCUGAGCAGCGCAUCUUGUUGCUCUCUGGUCCACCUGGACUCGGCAAGACUACGCUGGCGCACGUUAUUGCCAAUUCUUGCGGCUAUGCGGUGCACGAGCUGAACGCAAGCGAUGCUCGAAAUUCCGCUGCGAUUGAGGAUAGGGUCAAGGUGGCUCUCGAAAGUGGCGCGGCGCUCGGAGAUCAUAGACCUACUUGUGUGGUGAUCGAUGAGAUUGAUGGAGCUACAGGAGGCACCGGAGAAGGGCCUAGCUUUAUAAAGAGUCUCGUGAGAUUGGUAGAGGUCGGAAAUGCUCUCGAUGCUGCGAACAAAGGCAAGGGCAAAAAGAAGAAGCAACAAAGACCUUUGCUGAGGCCCAUCAUUUGCAUUUGCAACGAUUUGUAUGCGCCCGCCUUGAGGCCUUUGCGACCACUCGCGAGACUCGUCCGGGUCGGCAAACCCGCAGCGAACCACCUUGUGGCGAGGCUGAGGACAGUGUGCGAAGCAGAAGGUCUAUCGACAGAUACGAGGGCGCUCAACCUUUUGGCUGAACUCACCGACUGCGAUGUGCGCUCCUGCUUGAAUGCGUUGCAGCUGGCAAAGGCCCAGGGCAACACGCUCGAGGCUUCGCAGGUUAGGGACAAGGAAGGCAAUGGACUAGCAGUCAAGGAUGGCGGUAGUUCUACCGCCAAAGUCUUCGAACUGCUUUUCCGCACGCCUACUCCCAAGGAACGAGCUAGAGGGGUGGGGGCUAAGGACGGGCACGAAACGAUGAGCCGCAUCGUGGAUGAGGUGACUUCCUGCGGAGAGCAAGAAAGACUGCUUCAUGGGUGUUUUGAGCAUUAUCCGACGCUGAGAUUGGUCGAUGACGGAUUUCUGCGGUUCAAAAAAAUACACGACUGGAUGGCUUGGAAUGAAGCCGUGCAUGCAAAGGGCUGGGAAUUGGCCACGCACGAAUUGGCGGGCUACCUGCCAUGGGCUUUUGCUCCCUGGCACUUUUUGUUUGCCAACACUGCGAAUGAGUUGCCGGGAUUCGCAAAGGUCGAUUACCAGAAUCACCUCAAGCGCACGGCGUUCGAUGAGAUCGCGGCCGAGCUCUACACGUCUCUGCCGCCUGGUCUCAGGAUCAUGUUUGGCAAAGAGGCGGUCGUCACAGAGCUCGGACCAUCUUUGAUGCGCAUGCUCAGUCCAGACUUACGUCCAAUCAAUGCGCAAAUUACUCGACCCGGAGAGAAGGAGAUUUUAGCUGCUGUCGUUCAGAUCCUCAUUUCUCUGGGCUUGUCUUUGCAACAGGACAGAACGGAAGAGGGUCAACUGAUCAUGCGCCUCGAACCGGCUCUAGACGCUUUUGUGCAAUACGAAGGGAAAAGAUCGAAAGAGGUUGGGCCUGCAAGGUACGCUAUUCGCUCGGCCAUUGCGAAGGAGGUCGAGGCUGUCAAGAUGCGCAUCAAGUCCUUGAGUGUGAGCGCAGGCAUGGACGCAAUGGGCCAGCCUGUGAGGCACGAAGAGCUCGCUGCCAAAGCGGCCGCGGGCGCGAUCGCGGUCUACAAAAACGGCGGAGAUUCUGCUCUGCUCGAUUCAGGCGCACUUUUCAGCUCCGCACUUACAACGACGACGACGACGACGACGCGCAAAGUCGCCGUGGAUUUCUUUGGUCGCAAGAUCCUUCCCGCCGCAGCACCUCUAGCACCCGUUGCUCCUGACAAGUUGGCAGAGAUCCAAUCGGAUCAAGCAGCUAUUCGGGAGACGGAAGCGCAAGUGGCCAAGAAGAAGGCUGCGGCUGCUCAACAGGCUGCACCUUUGCCGUCCCUCUUGCUCGAGAGGCGCGCUGCAAGAGCUGCUGCUGAAGGUGCUGCCAAUCCGCAUGUUCGCUUGCCACCUGCAAGCGGAGCAGCACCCGACGCUAAGAGACAGCGAUUGCAAGCAGCGUGA
This is a messenger RNA of Ceraceosorus guamensis, 2241 nucleotides long. RefSeq names its product P-loop containing nucleoside triphosphate hydrolase protein. The record is from RefSeq and is a predicted model, not a curated record. Lineage: Eukaryota; Fungi; Basidiomycota; Exobasidiomycetes; Ceraceosorales; Ceraceosoraceae. Gene Ontology annotation, molecular function: ATP hydrolysis activity; ATP binding. Bases 1 to 2241 code for a protein of 746 amino acids. The transcript has 4 exons.